AUGGACGGAAAUCGGUUCAGUAUUGAAAAGCUGAUGAGCGGAGGAUACGAGUCCUGGAGGUUAAAGUCCGAGAUGCUCCUGAUUCGAGAGAACCUUUGGAGAUUUGAGAGCGGCGUUGCAACGGAACCUACUACGGAUGCCUGCAACGAAGGCGAUGUGAAGGCAAGGACAACCAGAGCACUUCUGGUGGAAGAUAGCCAACACCCCGUUAUCAGGAACUGCAAAACUUCAAAGGCUGCGUGGGAGACAUUGAAGCAUUAUUCACCAGAAUCAGAUGAUGUCCUCAGCCACAUUCCUCCGUUUCCGGUAGACACCAAGGUGCUGCCACCGUUAUACAUCAUCACGCCUACCUACAGGCGACCGGAACAGCUAGCCGAAAUCACCCGGCUCGGCUACACCCUGAAGCACGUGCAGAACCUCUUCUGGCUUAUCGUGGAAGAUGCGGACAAGCGGACGGAAUCCGUGACCAGGCUUCUCCGGCAGAUAAACGUUCCCUUCGUCCAUCUCACGGCUCCCAUGCCGGCCAAAUAUCGUAAGCUUAAGGUGAAACCACGAGGCGUGUCCAACCGGAACCGGGGGCUGCAAUGGAUCCGGGCCAACGCCACCGAUGGGGUGCUGUACUUCGCCGACGACGAUAACACCUACAAUUUGGAAAUCUUCGAGCAGAUGCGACACAUCCGGAAGGUGGCCAUGUGGCCGGUGGGGCUGAUUUCGAAGUACGGCGUCAGCAGUCCCAUAGUAGUGAAUGGAACCAUCACCGGGUUCUACGAUGGAUGGAUCGGUGGCCGGAAGUAUCCGAUCGAUAUGGCUGGUUUUGCCGUCAGUGUCCGGUUCCUGUUGAAACGACCCAAGGCUGAGAUGCCCUUCAAGGCCGGCUACGAAGAAGAUGGCUUCCUGAGAAGCUUAGAUCCGCUGGAUCUGAAGGAAAUCGAACUGUUGGCGUCUAAUUGCACCGAGAUACUAACGUGGCAUACUCAAUCAAAGAAAAAUCCCCCGGCACUUCAGCUGAACAAGACGAAGUACGGAUCAACGAACCUGGUGAAGCUAACCCAAAUACUAGUUUAAGAGGAUUCAAAUGCAAGGAAUUGCGGGAGAAUGUCACCAGAUUUAAUUUAAACCAGGGGAAUUGCAAUAACUCUGAAUGCCACAUUGAGAAUUGAAUGUCGAAGUAAACAUAAGAUCGACAUCUUACAGGUGCUAUUUUAAAAAGAAUUCAAUCGAAAAAGUAUCAAUCAUAAACGCACUUACUCUUUUAAAGCCCAAAUUCUUUUCCAA
Molecule: messenger RNA, 1275 nt
Organism: Uranotaenia lowii
Lineage: Eukaryota; Metazoa; Arthropoda; Insecta; Diptera; Culicidae
Product: galactosylgalactosylxylosylprotein 3-beta-glucuronosyltransferase P-like
Exons: 5
Coding region: 1-1065 (354 amino acids)
Biological process (GO): carbohydrate metabolic process; chondroitin sulfate proteoglycan biosynthetic process
Cellular component (GO): Golgi membrane
Molecular function (GO): galactosylgalactosylxylosylprotein 3-beta-glucuronosyltransferase activity
Source: RefSeq, a predicted model, not a curated record